Molecule: messenger RNA, 4069 nt
Organism: Pichia membranifaciens NRRL Y-2026
Lineage: Eukaryota; Fungi; Ascomycota; Pichiomycetes; Pichiales; Pichiaceae
Exons: 1
Coding region: 67-3966 (1299 amino acids)
Biological process (GO): ribosomal small subunit biogenesis
Cellular component (GO): nucleolus
Molecular function (GO): protein binding; RNA binding
Source: RefSeq, a predicted model, not a curated record
CUAACAAGAACCAGUCACUUUUUCCAUACUACUGAAUCUUUGAUCCCACUGAAAUAUAUAAACAAAAUGUCGAGAAAGAGACAUACCAUCAAUAUACCGGGAGUGAUGCUUGAUACCAUCAGAGACAACACCAACUACGAAAAUGACGAAAGGUUUACAAAGCGUCGGAAGGUCAAGGGCUCUGUUUUAAACCGAAAAGAAUCACGGAAACAGCAGCGUUUAGAGAAAAAAACUAAUAAAGUCGAAAAGAAAAAUCAACACAAAGAGAAGUUCAAAGCAAACAUCAAGAGUCAGAAUAACUCAAAAGAUCGACAAUCUACAGCAGUGACCCCAAAAAUGAAUGUAAAAAAGGUUCAUAUUAAGGAAUCUUUAGCCGACAACAAAUCAUCAUCUAGAAGCACGAAAUCCGAUGGAGGAGAGAUGAAGAAAAAGCAGAAACGUGUUUCAUUUAGUGAUCACGAUGAUAUCAGAGAGAUUCCUGCUAGAGAGGAAGCUACAAAGGCCGAUAUAGAAUUAGAUUUUGAAAAAUGGGAGCAAGAAUUUGCAUCUGACGAUGAAGACAGUGACGAGCAUUCUAGUCUCAGCGCUGAUGAUUCGCAAGACGAAGCAGAAGAAAAUGAAGCCUACAACCUCAUCGAAACCUUGAAACAGUUAAAACAAGUUCAACGAGGAGAAUAUUCAGCCGAAAAUUCAGAGAAUUCAGAUGAUUCUGAAACGGAGGAACAGUUGGAUGAUGAACAAAAGGGUGUGAUGGAGCAGCUUGCAAAAUUAAAAAGCAAGAAAGCAAACAGCAGUUUCAAAGACAUCCGAAUUGUCGCAGAAGAUGAUCUCAACGACGAUUCUCUAUCUGACAAAGUGUUGCAAGAGGAGGAAGAGUCAGAAGAAACUUCAGGAGAUGACACUUCAAAUGAUGGUGAAGGAGAAGGCCUUGAUUUUGAACAAAUAGAGAUCAUGAAAAAGCUUAAAUCACUGAAAAAAGGAAAGCCAAAUAAAGGUAGAAGUGAAAUCAAGAUUGUGAAAGAGGACGAUUUAGAUGAUGAUGAAAUUAGCUCAGAAGACAUUGCUGAAGAAAACGAAAAAGACAAUGAAGAAGAAAAUGAAGAAGAAAAUGAAGAUGAACAGAGAGAAGAUGAAGGUCUCGAUGAUGAGCAACAAAGUAUAAUGGAUCAGCUUGCUGCCUUAAAAAGUAAGAAAGGGCCUCUUACUUCCACCAAAAACGCCAUUAGAAUAGUUAAAGAGGACGAUUUGAGUGAUGAUACAGAGGAAUCAGAGGCAUCUUAUGAUUAUGAAAUGGAACAAUCAUCUGAUGAAGGGUUAGAUGAAGAGCAAGAUCAAGUGAUGAAACAGUUGGCAGCUUUGAAGAAAAACAACAAAAAUACCAACUCGUCACAACUGAAAAUUGUUAAAGAAGAUGAAUUAGAUGAUGAAACUGUUUCUUCAGAGUCUGAUUUUGAUUCUGGGUCUAGGUCUGGAAGUGAUUCAGAAACUUUUGAUGCUCCAACAACAUCUAAUUUCAAGAACGACGAUAGUGACGUUGAGUUUUAUGCCAAGAAGCUAGGGAUAAAUCCAAAGAAAAAACUAACACGUCAAGAUGAUGACGACUUGGUUGGAGGCUUGUUUGAGGGACUUGACUUCAUGGAUAAUUACGACGUCGAAGACAACCAAGACGACGAAGAAAAAAGUGAGAAGAAAGAAAAGAAAGAAAAGAAAAAGAAGAAUGAGAAAAAAGACAAAAAGCAAGAAAGUUCAAGGUCAUCCAAGCCUGUUUUGUCUGAGAAACAAAGAAAGAUGCUGGAGAAAGAUGACGAAGAAAUUAAUUAUUACGCCAAGAAGUUAGGAAUCAAUCCUAAAAAAAAAUUGCCAAAGCAGGGUGAAGAAGAUAUAAUAGGAGGACUUUUUGAUGGAAUAAAUUUAGAUUUCAGCGAUGAAGAAGACGAAGAGAUGGAUGAUAGCGAGAUUCCCUCAGAUUCUGAAAGUGUUGAUGAAGAAGAUGAUAAAGAGGAACUUGAUGAUCACGCCCGUAACUACGUACCUGAAAAUGGUGAUGAUCAAGUUGGCUCUGAUGACUUCGACGAUGAUGAUGAACUAGAUGAUGAUGACAAGGCUCUUCUAAAAGAGAUGUAUGGCCUUGAGAGCUCUGGUUCGGAUUCUGAUUCGGAGUAUGACUCAAAUGACUCAGAAAAUGAUGGGCCUAGAGUAAGAGAGAACCCAUAUGUUGCUCCAGUUGAGCCUGGAUCUAACGAACCUCCACUGCCAGGAUCGAAAUACAUUCCUCCUGCUUUGAGGAAAAAAAUGGCGUUAGGCGAUAAUUCUGAGGAUUCUGAGCAAUUGAAGAAACUCGUACGUUUAGUUAAGGGUCCUUUCAACAAGUUGUCGGAGCCUAAUAUCUCGACUGUUGUUUCUGAGUUGAACAACCUUUACAACGAUAAUCCUAGACAAUUUGUCAAUGAAGCUAUUUUGAAAGUUGUUAUUCAAUCUGUGUGUAUUCCAACGCCGAUGCUAGAGAGUUUCUUGGUCCUAUACUCAAGUGCAAUUGUUGCAAUAUACAAACUUCAGGGUGUUGAGUUUGGUGCUUUCAUCAUUCAACGAGUAGUGGAAGAAUUUGAAAAAGACAUUGAAUCUGAGUCUAGGGCUAAACAAGAGAUCAUCAACAUAACUGGACUCCUUGGUUACUUAUAUACUCUCAACUUAGUGAGUUCAACAUUGAUUUAUGAUAUUAUCAAGAUGAAACUUAUCAAGAACCCAACUGAACUGAAGGUUGACGUUUUGUUAAAAUUGAUCAAAUCAUGUGGUAAUAAGUUGAGAACAGAUGAUUCGACAGCUUUGAAUUCUAUUACGUUAGAGUUGUCCAAAUCUGUGAAAAAUAGCGAAAAGACAGGUGGGAAGGUCUCUAGUAGAGGCCGGUUUUUAAUUGAUACGAUUACUGAUUUGAAGAACAAUCGCAUGAAGAGCUCGGAAAAUGAAAACACUACGUUGAUGAUCAAUAGACUUAAGAAGCAACUCGGAGCUAUCAAGAACACGAGAAACUUAGAGCCAAUAAAAGUUAACCUCGACGACAUCGAGAAUAUAGAAGAGAGAGGUAAAUGGUGGUUAGUUGGUUCUGCAUGGAAGGGUCUUGAUCUCAAGGAAGGUGAAGCAGUUGAGCAUGAAGACUCCAUUGCCAACGCCAACGAGGUUUUGGAUGAUGCCGAAGAUGACUUUUUGGGCGAGAUGGAGGUAAACUGGCUGCAACUAGCCAAAGAGUACAGAAUGAAUACAGAUAUCAGAAGAGCAAUCUUCAUUUCGAUCAUGUCUGCUGAAGACUUCAUGGAUGCAUUCAUGAAGCUAGAAAAGUUGAAUUUGAAGAAGACACAGAAGAAGGAAAUACCCAAUAUUUUGAUGCACUGUGCCAGCAUGGAGUCCAACUACAAUCCAUAUUAUUCUUUUUUGGCCAAAAAGCUGUCGGACGACCAUGCGAUGAGAAGGUCUUUCCAGUUGAACUUGUGGGAUUUCGUGAAGGAACUGGAUGGCGAUGAAAGCUCCACUACCAUUCUUGCUGAUGCCGAUGACGACCAGAGACUAUGGAAGGUGCUCAACAUGGGAAGGUUUUUUGGAUUUUUGAUUGGUGAGGGAUCGUUGUCCUUGAACGUGCUAAGAGUGGUCAACUUUCUCACGGCUUCCACCGACGCUAAGAUCUUCCUUGAGAUUUUACUAAUUACAAUGCUCGACACCGUCAGCAAGAAAUCCGAGUCGACCGAUGCUAGCGCCAAGAAGAGUAAAGACGUUGCGUUCACGGGCAAAGUGAUGGCAGACAGAGUAGCCAAAUGUGACGAACAACCACUUCUAAUCAAAGGAUUGCAGUACUUCCUCAACAACAAGAUACGUAACAGCGAGCUCGUGAAAGGGAAAAAGCAGAGACUAAGAGUGGAAUGGGGUGUCGACACUAUGUCCGACAUGCUUGCCGAGAUGCUUAAGGGCAAGAAAUGAUGAAUGGGCUCUUGAACCUGUAUAACGACAGAUCGAUAAAUAGACAUACAGCGUAAUAGAUUGUAAUAAUAGACAUGUUAAGCACGUGUCUUUGAGAGAGGGU